AUGGCCGCCGCCGGACCCUACAAGCCCGAGGCGCCGCGCCCGUACAAGUGCCCAAUGUGCCCAAAGGCCUUCUUCCGCCUCGAGCACCAGACACGCCACAUCCGCACCCACACUGGCGAGCGCCCACACGCAUGCACCCACCUUGGCUGCGAGAAGCGCUUUUCGCGCUCCGACGAGCUCACCCGCCACAUGCGCAUCCAC
Molecule: messenger RNA, 201 nt
Organism: Kickxella alabastrina
Lineage: Eukaryota; Fungi; Kickxellomycota; Kickxellomycetes; Kickxellales; Kickxellaceae
Exons: 1
Cellular component (GO): nucleus; cytoplasm
Molecular function (GO): RNA polymerase II cis-regulatory region sequence-specific DNA binding
Source: RefSeq, a predicted model, not a curated record